This is a messenger RNA of Serendipita indica DSM 11827, 1170 nucleotides long. The record is from the annotation of a GenBank genome assembly. NCBI's taxonomy places the organism in Eukaryota, Fungi, Basidiomycota, Agaricomycetes, Sebacinales, Serendipitaceae.
AUGUCGCUCCUCACUCGCCUAAAGCCGCUGUUCUCCUCGUCACGACUCUUCAUGGCAGCAGAUCAAUUAGAACAGCUGGAUAAAUCUCUAGCAAGCUCUUCUAGGAAGAAACUUGCGUAUCCAGGGCCGACGCUACCUGGCGAGCGCACUGGCAAAGAUCGAAACAAGGGCAAAGCCAGAGGAGAACGGACAAAUUGGAAAAAGGUCAGCAAGAUGUACGUCAAGUUGGGUUCUGGAGGAACGCUCGAUCCGUUGGCAGACGGAGUUCUUAUCGUAGGAGUUGGGAAUGGGACCAAGGAUCUUCCACAGUUUCUCAAUUGCACCAAGACUUAUCGAACAACUGGGCUAUUGGGUUGCGAGACAGACUCGUAUGAUGCUGAAGGAGCUAUUGCGCGUCUAGCGCCCUGGAAGCAUGUCACUCGAGCUCUUUUGCUGCAAAAUCUCGAGCGGUUCAGAGGAGAAAUCAUGCAGACGCCUCCAAUCUAUUCCGCUCUCAAGAUUGAUGGGAAAGCGUUGUACGAAUAUGCCCGGCAAAACAUCCCCCUCCCUCGCCCAAUCGAGUCACGAAAGGUCACCAUAUCCGCCAUUGACUUGACUGCAUUUACUCCCUCGACAGAACACCGGUUCAAGUUUCCCGAGAAGAGACUCGACGAGGUGCAGGUCGCCGAACGUCAAAAGAUGUUAGCGCUCGUCGCGAGUAGCACAGAAGGGGCUAAUUUAGUCGAAGUCAACGGAUCAAAGGAGCUUAGUACUACAUCAGUGCAACCUCCCUCGUCGGCUGAGGCAGACGAAGCAGAGCAAAGUGCAGGAGCAGAAGUGACCACGGGUGACGAGAUUCCUCCCACCUUCGAGCUGGAAAUGACAGUUUCAUCGGGAACGUAUGUCCGGUCCGUCGUGCAUGACCUUGGUAUCGCAGUUGGCAGUGCAGCCCAUGUUGUCGUGCUCACGCGAACGCGCCAAGGUGCCUUUGUGUUGGACGAUCGAAACGAGGUAGCCUCUCCAGAGCAAGAGAUAGACCGGGGAUUGCGUUGCGUCGAUUGGAGUAUCAUGGAGCGUGCGCUCGAAAAAUUGGAGGCGGACGAAGAGAUAGAAAAGGAUGACGAAGGAUGGGCCGAGUGGGAGUUAGAGAUUCUUAAAAAGUGGCCAGACCAAAGCAAGGUAGCUCUAUAG